Molecule: messenger RNA, 366 nt
Organism: Ascochyta rabiei
Lineage: Eukaryota; Fungi; Ascomycota; Dothideomycetes; Pleosporales; Didymellaceae
Exons: 2
Coding region: 1-366 (121 amino acids)
Source: RefSeq, a predicted model, not a curated record
AUGGAUCCCAACAAGCAAUACGGCGCACCGCCGCAGUAUCCCCAGUCACCCCCACCGAUUCACCACGAUGCUGGGCCAUACAACCAGGGCGGCAUGCAGCCAUACCAGCAAGGCCCGCCCAACAACGACUACUACGGCAACUCGCCCAACCCCUACCAGCAAGGCGGACCGGGCUACGGACCACCUCAGGGACCUCCUGGACAGUACGGUCAGCCACAGCAGCAGAUGUACUAUCAGCAAGGUCCACCACCACCGGGAGGAUAUUAUCAGGACGACAGGAGGCAAGGGCAGAGCGGGAGCGGUGGACUGUUCGCUGGUCUUUGCGCUGGUCUAGCAUGCUGCUGCUGUUUGGAUUGCUUGUUCUAA